AUGACGGUGAACAUGGCAAUGCUGCUGACGGCGUCGCAAUUGGCGUCGUACGACGAGUUCAAGGAGACGAUUCUGGAGAAAGGGGUGAUGGGCGACGGGCUGGGGACCCACGUGACGGUGAGCUACGCGGCGGGGUUCGUGGCGGCGGUGGUUUCGAACCCGGUGGAUGUGAUCAAGAAUCCCACUCCCCUGGGGCCAUUACAACUUCAACUUGUUCAUAUUGGUGUGGAUGACCAUCUUCGUCUUUACCACAACUCUGAUCUCCAUGUUGCUCCCGUUCUUCAACGACAUCGUGGGUCUUUUGGGGUCGGUGGGGGUUUUGGCCGAUGA
Linum tenue is the source of this 330-nucleotide messenger RNA. Lineage: Eukaryota; Viridiplantae; Streptophyta; Magnoliopsida; Malpighiales; Linaceae. The record is from the annotation of a GenBank genome assembly.